UUUAUUCAUUUACUCGCACUCGCAGAUGGAUUAUUGCCUCCACGAGGGGGGCUGGUUUGUUCUUGCUGACCUGUUUCUGCGUUUUAUGAAUAUAGUGUAUAUACAUAUAGAAAUAGGAAUAUUUUGUGGUUCCGUUGCCAUGGACGCGAAAGGCAGGUACUUUGAGGUCGGUCGAGAACCACGACACGUGGAGCUCGCGCGGUGGCUGGGCGACCGCCACCGUGUCGAGCUCUUCUGUGAAGUGGUUCGAAGGGAAAUAAAGAUCCCUAUUCCGUUCUCGCAUCGCGUCCUCCUGGAGGGUCUCCAGGGCGUGCCACCGAAAAUGCGACAUACCUUAGCGCCUGGUGGCGUACCCUCGGCAUCCCUGCGCGCACUUUUGCUGACCUUCGUUUCAAGUGCUGAGCGAAGUCGCUUCCGGCGCAGUGGUGAUUUGGUAUAGUUUGAUUUUCAGCCACUGCAGUAGUUGCUUCUUGAUUUAUUAUGGCGCGUUAUUUGUGAUUUGUUGUCGCGAGAGCGAAAAUCUGCGUGACUACUUUUUUAUACAAUCUAUCAUACAUUAUUCUUGCAAGUCACGUCGCGUAAGUAAUUUGUAGCGACGAAGGAGGACAAUUAUCGGAAUCUUCUGCACAUGCAAUCUCUGCAGCUCGCCGACGAGUUAGAAGAGAACUUCAUGGUAUUUUUCCGCUUCGCAAUGUUGGAUUCGCCGCAGUCUCUUGCAACACCCAAUCUCGCCUACAUCGCCCUGGUAAAGUGGUUCGAAAUGCGCAGCUCAUUCUUGCACGGUGCGAUCGAAUUCUUCGUCUCGGAGAAAUUUCCGUCCAUUCAGGUGUUUGUGUCUUCGAUGAUGAAAUUGACGCUCAUGGAAUUCGAGCACGCAUUGUUGCAACAAGAUGCCUGGCAACGUCGCAAGUUUCCGAUACUUGCACUAUCUGACGUCAACGCUGGAAAGCUAGCCAAGCAGUUGGAAGUGGCUGUGGUAAUAAUAAAUUCAUUUUCUUCAAAAUCUGCUUUCAGUUUCCUAACCUAAAGAUGUUUACCUUGCUUGCCGUAAUUGCAUCCUUGUUUUUACUUCUAGUGCGGUACAACUCUGUGUUUAGCAUUGAACGAAGAUGACCUUGACCGCUGAGUGGUUGCUUCGGCAAAAUUUAUUGGAAGGAAGUGAAAUUUUGUGCGCAUGAUCUUGAAUGAGAUUGCGAGGUUCCGAACCCAAGCACCUGUAUAUAAUACUCAAACAUACCUGCACAGCUCGUCGGGUCGUCAGUGAAGAAGUAUCGCACGGUCUGCAAGAAAUCAACCAUUAAGAGCACCGACUUGGUACCGGGCAUCUUCCCCCGCGGCGAUCCUACCGAUUCACGGGAUCAUUUCCGUCGAACCAAGAAAGAGAAAAUCAGUAUUUUUCUGAAUCUGCCGAUAGAAAUUUGGCGAUUUGAAAUCAUUCCCUAUUUGUAAAAAUAGUGUCUGGAGGUGGGGGUGGCAAUGACAAUUCGACGGAAAAAGUAAAUUUGACUGGAGUUAUUUUUUGGAAGAGCAGCAAAAGCAAUAGGAACAACUAAAAAAAGGCUACUUCAUGUCUAUCCUCAGAAGAUAUGUUAAUGUUUGUAUGAUUCUACGAAAACCACAAGGAAAAUCCCUCCAGUGAUGAAUUUGAAAUUGAAUUAGAAGCGUAUCCAUCAGCGCAAGUCUUCUCAUUCGAAAGAACGGUACCAACAUCAAGAGGAAAAGUUAAGAGGAUCAUGGCACCCACAUCUCCACUUUAACCGUUGGCAUCGGCAAUGAGCCUAGCCAGCAGAUUGAAAGUGCCUGCGCUAGUUUGUCAGGAAAUGUAUGAUGAGAUUAUGAUGUCAGCAUGCAGUGCGAGGAAAGAAAUGUACACAAAACUAAAAAGAAGAAAAUGAAAUUAAUUUCAAAUCUCAAGUCGGUGCAUUAUUGUAUUAGGUAGACGCUUUUACUUGCUACGAUGUAUCUCGUUCGGCAGUGGACGAGGACUCUGAACUCCUCUGGGAGCCAUACGGUCCAUCCGUAGAGGACACGUACUAAAAAGAUAUGAAAUUAUUUGAUUCAGACCUAUUUGAUAUGGUUCAGUGCAAUUAGGAGACUAUUUGGCUAUUUUUAUAUGCCUGCGUCGUGUCGUGAUCGCCAGGUCACUAGAUAUUUAUAUUUUACCUGUAGUUGAUUGCUUCAGUACAAGGCAAGGACGCACGACGCUGGGUUCCCAACGGAGCUCCGGGACUCAUUACCAUUCAGUGCUGUGGCUGUCACCUUAGGGGCUGGGUAAGAAAGCUCACUGAGGGAUGGAUUGCCGAGUCUGAUGAACUGGGCACCAUUUCUCUGCACACCACUCGGCAAGCCGCUUCUGAACCAGUGCACCUGUAGUUUUUAGCAAAACCUGAGCACCCCUACACUGUCUGUGAAAUCUAGCGGACGGCUUUCGACGAAGUUGAGUUUACGUAUUAUGCAGUUACGGCGGGGGUGCUUGAGUAAGGUAGAGAAAACCAAUUACGAAGACCGAAAAAUAAAAUCCCACCGUAUUUAGACUUGUUGUGCUGAAUACGAUUUUCGUUUCAGAAUAAAUUAAACCUAUUGGAACAAGCAUUCAAUUUAGAAGCAACACUUAGACAAG
Messenger RNA from Amoebophrya sp. A120, 2620 nucleotides. NCBI's taxonomy places the organism in Eukaryota, Dinophyceae, Syndiniales, Amoebophryaceae. The record is from the annotation of a GenBank genome assembly.